UAAGUUUUCACCAUUUAAUGAUCAAUUUAACACCUAAAAUUGGAAAAAAUAAAAUCAUUUUUGGGUGAGGGACCAAAAGGUAAAUCUGGUGGCCUAGAAUGGGGGUAUGGUAGAGGCCAUUGUUGCUUUUGUAUUGGAUCCGUGAGAAGGCACUGAACACUGAAGACUUUCUUUACCAUCUCUCUCUCUUCUUGACAACUUCAACUGCUGCUUUAUCUUUUGUCUGAUUCUCUUUUUCUCCGGGCAGGAUUCAAGACAGCUACUUGAUAUUUAUAAAGAGAGAAAGGAAUCAGAGUAGGGGGGAUCUUUGGAUUUCAAUCAUGUUCAAGAAGUCACCUAGUAGAAACCAAAGAUCCAAAGGUAUCAAGGCAAGGCAUGUCCUUCAGAUUUGUCUGCUACUUGGGGUCUGCUUCUGGUUGAUCUACCAAGUCAAGCGCUCCCAUGAUAAGAGAAAAGAAUUUGAUGAGAAUGAUGCUAAUGCCUCUGUGAAAGCACAAAGUGAUGAUGUGAUUCUAAAACUUGGGAGGAAAGACCUUCCUCAUGAGCAGGAAGUAUCUAAGAACUACAAACAUGAGGAAGAAGAGGAAGAAGAAAAUGGAGCAGGGGAUGAAAAUAAGCAUGAUGAAGAACAGGAAGAGAAAGCUAAGAGGCAUGAAGAAGAGAAGCAAGAAGGAGCUAGCAAACAUGAAGAAGAGGGGCAGGAAGAAGCAAGCAAACAUGAAGAAGAGGAGCAAGAAGAAGAGCAAGAAGAAGUGCGGGAAGAUGAAGGCAGCAAGCAUGAUGAUGAAGAACAAGAAGCUGAAAUUAAGGAUGAAGAAGCAGAAGAUGAGGGAAGAGGAGAUGGAGAUGAUGAGGUCGAUGAAAACGAGCAAGAAAAAGUAGAUGGUGAAGCUGAUCAUGAAGAAGAAUUUCUAGAUGAGGAGAAGGAGAGAGAAGCGGAGGGUGAUGAUAAAGAAAAUGAGGAAAAAGAAAAUGAAGAAAAAGAGGGUCAAGAAGAAAGUGACAAUUUAUCAGAUGAACAGAAUCAUGAUGGAGGCGGCAGGAAUGCACAAGAGGCGAGAGAGGAGCAUUACAAAGCUGAUGAUGCUUCCAGUGCAGUGUCCCAUGACACCCAUGACACCCAAAUUAUUAACUCUGAAGCCAAUAAAUUAGAUAUGGAAAAUUCUAAUGACAACUCGACAAUGAAUGUUUUGGAGCAUGAGAGCAAAGCCAAUACAACUGAGGAAACUAAUGGUGAUGAAAACAAGCCAGAAUUGAAGGUUGAUGAAAGUAAACUCUCUGAAGGUGGUGGUUCCUUGAAUGAGACUGGAUCAUCCAACUCUGAGUAUAUAUCUCUUCCAAAUACGACAAACACAACUGUCUUCAUUGACCAAGCAAGCAAUAACUCUAUGGAAGUGAGUAACGAAACAGGCAAUAAUCCUGCAGUAUUGAAUACAGAAAUACCAGGUUCACUGCAGAAUGGAACUUCAGCUCAACAUACAACAGAAGAUGGUCUGGUAACUGAAGAAAAAUAUAAAGAGCAAGCCAAUGAGGCGAUUUCUAAUAACAAGCAGCCUGAUUCCAAUACAGUAGAUUCGAGUAAAAUUGAAAAUGUAGAUUCAGCCACAAGAGAUUCCUUGAAUUCUUUUACUGAUGCAGAGUCUGGUAUGUCUGAGGAUAUCACCAAGAUAAAUACAACAGCUAGAGGGGACAGUUUUGGGUCUUCCAUGACUAAGGAGAUUACUGAUUCAACUCAGAAUGAGAAAUCUGAAGGUAACAAUGAAUCAGGUGGAACAGAUGAAAACUGGGAUGGAGGUCAGCAUGAUCCCAUUGAUUCUUCUGACAAUAACCUCCCCCAAGAAGAGAAAGAUGCUCGUGUGGAUCUGAGUACAUUGCCAGAUAUUAAAACUGAAGGGAGCAACAACGAAGAAGCUGCAGCUGAAUGAAAAAUCUGAUUAAUGGCUGUCCCGUUUUCAUGAGUGCUCUAAAGUUGCUAUCUUUGCACUCUAUUUUGAUACAUAGACAGGUACUGGUUUUUAGAGUGUUUUACUUUAUUAAAAUAUCAAACUUUGUUUAGAGGAUACGGUUUCAACUUUGAAGGCAAAUUGUAGGCUAGUUGAUGUUUUCAGUGGAUGCAAGCUGUAUAAUUUAUGGCAACUUCCUGUAUGUCAAUAUUUUUUUAAUUUUCUACUUCCAAUUUCUGGCAUGGCUUAAUGCAUGACCAAAACUAGUCAGUUUAUGAAUGUUGGAGGCCUCCUUUAUGGAAGAAUAUUAUGAAUGCUGAGAAUUGACAAACGUCUUUUGAUGUCUUUGAAUGCAAUGUAGCCAAAAACAAUCCAAUUUCUGAAA
Molecule: messenger RNA, 2328 nt
Organism: Durio zibethinus
Lineage: Eukaryota; Viridiplantae; Streptophyta; Magnoliopsida; Malvales; Malvaceae
Source: RefSeq, a predicted model, not a curated record